Messenger RNA from Entrophospora candida, 1215 nucleotides. NCBI's taxonomy places the organism in Eukaryota, Fungi, Glomeromycota, Glomeromycetes, Entrophosporales, Entrophosporaceae. The record is from the annotation of a GenBank genome assembly.
AUGUCGCCACCACUUGACCCUGAAUUAAAAUAUCGUCAACCAUUGCAACAAAAUGAAAUUGAUAAUAAAUACGAAAGAAAUUAUGUGCCACCAAAUAUCACCAUCAAAGAACUUCGUGAUGUGAUACCUCCUCACUGUUUUCAAAGAAGCACUUUAAAAUCAAUGAGUUAUCUAGCGAAAGAUCUCAUUGCAAUAAUGAUACUUGCUUAUGGAGCUACUUUUAUAGACAAAUAUAUUGCUUCAUUACCUUUAAGGGUUUUGGCUUGGUCAUUUUACUGGUUUUGGUGCGGAGCCUUUGCUACUGGUAUAUGGGUCAUAGGACAUGAGUGUGGUCAUCAAUCAUUUUCACCCUCAAAAAAAAUAAAUAACAUUGUUGGCUUUAUAUUUCAUUCUGCUUUGUUGGUUCCGUAUCAUUCUUGGAGAAUUUCUCAUUCAAAACACCAUAAACACACUGGUCACAUAACAAAAGAUCAAGUGUUUGUACCAAAAACUAGAUCAAGACGUGGAAUUCCUCAAUCUUAUGUUGCUAAAGAUGCAAUGGAUGAUAUCAAUGACAAAAACAAUUCCUCGCCACAAAAAGGGAACCAUUCUGUUUUUGAAGACACCCCAAUUUUUAUUUUAUUGAAUUUAAUUGGACAACAACUUUUUGGAUUUCCACUCUACUUGUCAUUAAAUUACUCUGGCAGUGAAAUUUAUGAUAAACUUUGGACAAAUCAUUUUGACCCCACUUCUCCAAUAUUUGACCCUAAACAUUAUGGUGAUGUCAUUAUUUCAGAUAUUGGAAUGAUUGGAAUUUUUAGUAUUAUUGGAUACUCGAUUUACAAAUUUUCGUUACUGGCAGUUGUUAAAUAUUACCUAAUUCCUUAUUUGGUGGUCAAUCAUUGGUUAGUUAUGAUCACUUUUCUACAGCACACUGAUCCAAAAUUGCCUCAUUAUCGUGAUGGAAAAUGGAACUUUGUUCGUGGUGCUAUUUUUGAUCGUCAUUUUGGAUUUCUUGAUUCAAUAUUUCAUCGAAUCACGUCAACACAUGUAGCACAUCAUUUCUUUAGCCAAAUGCCUCAUUAUCAUGCAGAAGAAGCAACUGAACAUAUUAAAAAGGUUCUUGGUCCAUAUUAUAUGUUUGAUGACACGCCAAUGUUCAAGGCUCUUUGGAGAAGCCAUUCACAAUGUAGAUUUAUCGAGGAUGAAGGAGAUAUUGUAUUCUAUAAAAAUUAG